Zingiber officinale is the source of this 3905-nucleotide messenger RNA. RefSeq lists its product as uncharacterized. NCBI's taxonomy places the organism in Eukaryota, Viridiplantae, Streptophyta, Magnoliopsida, Zingiberales, Zingiberaceae. The transcript is spliced from 7 exons. The record is from RefSeq and is a predicted model, not a curated record. Bases 203 to 3499 code for a protein of 1098 amino acids. Gene Ontology annotation, biological process: protein transport.
AUUUAUUUCUUUCUCCGUUGCCAGCGAACGAGGAGGAGAAGCAGGGGAGGUUGAUCGAAUUGCCUCACAUCUGCAGCCAAACGAAUUGAGAAAUCCUUCGAUCCGGUUGGUAUUUAAUCCGGUGUGAUCUUGUGGAAGCGGUUUUUGGUGUUUUCUACGUCGUUCUCAGUUAUCCGGGCACUUAAUUCAGCGGCAGAAAAAUAUGCAGAGCCGGUCCAGAAUUUCGGGGAUGCUUUCCCAUAGCUUCAAACCGCAGAAAUGCAAGACGUCUCUGAAGCUAGCGGUGUCACGGAUAAAGCUGCUAAAGAACAAGAGGGAGGAGAUGGUGAAGCUCAUGCGACGGAAUUUGGCUCAGCUCCUGGAGAGUGGACAGGAACAAACCGCUCGGCUACGGGUUGAACAUGUUAUCAGGGAAGAAAAGACUACGUCAGCAUAUGAACUCAUUGAGAUAUAUUGUGAAAUCAUUGAUUCACGUUUGCCUAUAAUAGAGUCACAGAAGAAUUGCCCCAUUGAUCUGAAGGAAGCAGUAUCAAGUGUAAUAUAUGCAUCCCCGAGAUGUGCCGAUAUCCCAGAACUUAUGGAUAUUAGCAAACAUUUCACAGCAAAGUAUGGUAAAGAUUUUGUUAAGGCUGCUCUUGAAAUUCGACCAGAUUGUGGAGUUAGUCGUAUGAUGGUCGAGAAACUAUCAGCAAAUGCACCUGAUAUUCAGACAAAGAUUAAAGUCCUGAAUGAAAUUGCUAAAGAACAUGGAAUUAAAUGGGAACCCAAAGCAUUUGAAGAGCAAGCUCAGAAACCUAAGGAUGACCUCCUGAGUGGUCCAUCCUCUUUCAGUACUAUGGAUAAAACAGAAAUUAAAUCGUCUGAUACAAAAGCCUCUUUUGCUGGAAGCCAGAGCAAUGAAUCAAUUCCCAAGGUUUAUCAGAAUAAUAUGGCAACCCAACCACAAGCGGUCAAAUCAACCCUUGCCAAGGAAGAGAGUGUUUCCUUCCAUAGCUCAUGGAACAUGGAAUUUAAGGAUGCAACUUCUGCUGCUGAGGCAGCUGCCCAAUCUGCUGAAAGGGCUAGCAUGGCAGCUAGAGCUGCUGCUGAGUUAGCAAGCCGCGGGAAUGUUUCUAGACCAUCUUCUGGUGGAUCAUAUGAACAAUCUGCAUAUGUUGUCAAAAAUGAAGGACCUCAGUCAAUGAAAAACUCUUAUGUGGGGAGCAAUGACACUUCACAUUUAAAAGCAUCUGAGGAUACUAGCCCGGAGGAUUCUCAUUUUGUGAACCAAAAGGAACCAGAUCUGCAGAAGGAUGACUUGGUACGAACAAACAAAUUAGCUAAAGAUCAAACCUUCAAUAAUAAUCCUACCUCUAGGGAAAAUCUGACAUCAGAGAAGACUCGGUUAGCUGGCUUGCCGGUUGUUAAUGCUACAUCUGGGAAAAAUCUCCAUGAAGAUAAUGCCAGACCAUAUCAUUAUGUUCAGGAAAGCAUUUCAGAUCUAGGACCUGCAUCCAAGAUCGAUAAUGUUGAUACUGAUCAUGAUGUUGCUGUUGUUGAUGAUGACAGCAGUCUGAACUAUGAACAUAGACCUAGCAUGUUUCCUUCAUUUCAUUCUGAUACUCUUGAUGAAUAUAAAACUGUGGACUAUCAUGAGGAUAAAACUGAAGCUGAUUCUUCAGCUGGGCAUUAUGAUGACUACAACAGUGAUAAUGAUGAUCACUGGAGGCACAGAGAGAGCAACUUGUUAGAUUCAUUUUUGCCACAACAAAGUAAUGGACCUUCUAAUCUCUUGUCAAACGUGGAUUCUUGGAGCCAGAAGGAGAGUGUUUCUGGGUUUAUGAAUAAUGAAAUCAACUCACAAUCACACCAAACAGAUUAUUCAGAUAAGACAAAGCAGGCUGACCUACACUCGGAUUCUGAUGACAAUCUGCCACCAAAGUAUAACGUGCCAAAAUAUGACUCUGAUCAAUCAAGUUCUGAGAGUGAAGAUGAGAUGGAGAAUCCUAAUUUUAUAGGGCAUGGGAGAUCAAGCAAUUUCGUAGACACUGACAGCAGCUCCAGUAAAGUUUCACUGGCAGCACGACCUAGUCAUGGAGCGCAUCUCAUGGAUGAUACUAUUGCACUUGAUUCUAGUAACCAAAGAGUAACUGUCUUCCAUGAUGAGGAAAACCUUGAAUUGGAAAGAGACUCUAAUGAUAAGAGUCGGAGAUCUGACCUUAAUGUACGUAAUAGCCACCAAUUUCGAAGUAUUGGAAAAUCUCACUCUAAUGAUGCAGGGGGAGGAUCUACAGAAGAAGAAUCAGUAAAUACUUUGGUCUCAGAUGAAGGAUAUGAAAGUGGGAUCCUGAACUUCGGUAGAUUAUCUGGUGGAUUCCGGAAUAAAGGUAACACUCGUCCACCUUAUGUAAGAAACAUCAGUGCUGAUGUAUCAUCCAGGGCGACAAUGAAUUCAGAAGAUAUAUCUCUCAAUGAUGAUGAAAUUACAAUCAGUACAUCUGAAUUUUCAACGAGUAUUGAAGCCACAAGUGAAGGGAAAACAAGUGGACAUUUGCAUACGAAUACUUCCGGGACAAAGUUUAGAGCUUCCCUAGCCAAUGUGGACACUAGUCUUGAUAGUGAAGAGCAGUUUGCAAAUAGAUCAUCAGAUGAUUCUUCAGCAACAGGAAGAUCAAUUUAUUCUCAGUAUAGAAGAAGUUCUGAAGAUUUGGUCCAUCCAGUUCAAGAAUCACAUCUCCAGCAACAAGAAAGAAAGGAGUACAAGGAAUCUAAUUCAAGAUCAUCAUUGACAAACUACAUAGACAGGGAGGAAGAGCAAACUUAUUCUGCCAGGGUUAGACAGUCAAGAGAUAGUAUUUCGACCUCUGGAAGCCAGAAGUCGAACAUUUCUCCUUCCACACAGAAAUCAACUGACUCUGAGAUUACAAAUCAGAGGCUUAACAGUCAGAUACUACAUGCGAGGGCAUCUUAUGGCUCGAAAUCCAGAGUGCCAAUCAAUGAUUCCAAUUUUGGCAACCAAGAGGCAGAGGAGCUGGAGCUGCAAACUGCAUCCAUGAGUGGCAACAAUAAGAGUGCUAAGCUUUCUCGAAGAACAAGACCCAUACCAUCAGUUGCUAAAGAAGAUAAAGUCCCAAACAUCUCAGAACCAGUAAAGGAAUCAAAGACCUCGCUACUGAAUUCUGAAGGUGAAUCUUCUUCUGCCAAAAUAAAACACUCCAAAGGUUUACAGGACAGGGAUAGUUCCAAGCCUCGACAAUCACAAUCAUCAGCCGAAGAACCAUCAAUGAAACAUUCACAAACUGAACCAUCUGUUGUUAGCGGUCAUUCCAAGCUACCUCAAGAUGAGUCAAGGCGGCCUUCCGUUAAAGAAAAUGAGAAAUCUACUAUGCCAAGUUCAGAUGGGAAAUCAAUUUCACGUGAAAUCUCUUCUAAAAAUUUGUCCCAUGUUCAUCCAAGGCUUCCUGAUUAUGAUUCCAUUGCUGCUCACUUUCAGUCACUCAGAGCAAAUGUGCAUAAGUAGGUGAUAUUGAGUCUUCGUGUUCUUUUUUUUGGAGAGAAUUUUUUUUAUUAUAACAAAAGUUAAUUAUGUUCAUUCUAGAGAUCAGGCAGGAUCCUUUUGAUCCAUAUUUUACAGAUCAGAAGAUGGAUCAUAAAGAUUGAUUGAUUUUGAUAGACCCUAUCUAUUUAAUAGAUGGGAUCCAUCUAAAUCAACUAAUAAAUAUAAUGAUCCAUCUUUUAUACUGUAAAAUAAGAUCUAGCAAAUCCCUCUCCCUAAUCUCCUCUCCCUAGAAACGGCCCUGAGAGUCCGUUCUAGGUGUGUUGAAAUUAGCAAUGUAAACUUUCUCAAUAGCUACCAUUUGUCGAUUUGCUACAAGAAGAUGUAGUGCUGUUUUUGCACGCGGACCACUGGACCUCACUUGUAGGAA